This is a messenger RNA of Puma concolor (puma), 998 nucleotides long. RefSeq names its product adaptor related protein complex 4 subunit sigma 1 (gene AP4S1). Lineage: Eukaryota; Metazoa; Chordata; Mammalia; Carnivora; Felidae. Gene Ontology annotation, biological process: protein transport. The record is from RefSeq and is a predicted model, not a curated record.
GUGAAUAAGGCAGCAUCCCAGGUUCUAGUUUCAGAUACCCCUUGACAUAACUUUUGAACUAUCCGGAAAAAUACUGGCCAGGAAAAAUGAUAAAAUUUUUCCUCAUGGUAAAUAAACAAGGGCAGACCCGACUUUCUAAAUACUAUGAACAUGUGGAGAUUAAUAAGCGUACACUUCUGGAAACGGAAGUCAUAAGGAGCUGUCUCUCCCGAUCCAAUGAGCAAUGCUCUUUCAUUGAAUUCAAGGAUUUUAAGCUGAUUUAUCGACAGUAUGCAGCUCUCUUCAUUGUGGUUGGAGUUAAUGACACUGAGAAUGAGAUGGCAAUUUAUGAAUUCAUCCAUAACUUUGUGGAAGUUUUAGAUGAAUACUUCAGCCGCGUGAGUGAAUUAGAUAUAAUGUUUAAUUUGGAUAAAGUACACAUUAUUUUGGAUGAGAUGGUGUUGAAUGGCUGCAUUGUGGAAACGAAUCGGGCAAGAAUUCUUGCCCCUCUACUCAUUCUUGAUAAAAUGUCAGAAAGCUGAAUAAUGGAAGUCUCUGCCAGACAACAUCAACUUGUGGAAGUGAGAAUACCAUGGAACACCUCUUUACAUCUGUAGCCCAAAAAGUCUGCAAGACUGUACCCUGCAAAAUGGGGUACCCUUCCAAAGACAUUUUAUAUAGGUGUUUUCCACAGUUCCUAAGUGGAAAACAAACUGUAUUUUAAAAUAUGGUGUACAAAGAAAAUUUUUCUCUAAGAGACAAAUUUUAUUUUCUAACCAUAAGCAUUUUUUCCCCACUUGUUCAACUUUUGUUGAGUUCUGAGGGUAUCUUUUUUGUUCUUUGCUUUCCUUUCUUAUUUAAUUCAGGAUAGCAGCAUGAGAAGAACAUGAGACAACUAUCAGCCAAUAAAGUUCUAAACACAGAGCACCUCGAAUGUUUUCUGAAUGCUUUUUCCUUAAAAUGCCUUAAGUCCAAACUUCACUGAAUUGUGUACCUAAUAAAAAUCGAGAAUUAAAUUU